Messenger RNA from Malus domestica (apple), 1092 nucleotides. Lineage: Eukaryota; Viridiplantae; Streptophyta; Magnoliopsida; Rosales; Rosaceae. The record is from RefSeq and is a predicted model, not a curated record.
GAAGGGCAAGAUCAAGAAGCUGACAGGGGUGAAGACCAAGGAGCUCUUGGUGUGGGUGCAGCUCAGUGACAUUUACGUUGAUGACCCUCCAACUGGGAAGAUCACCUUCAAGACCCCUGCUGGGUUGUUUAGGACUUUUCCUUUUUAAAUUUUGAAUUUUUAGUUGAUUGAGCUGCUUAAUGGCGUCGUCAGAGAACGUGGCGAGCAUGAUGGAGCCGUGGGCUUUCAGGCCCAACACCUUCGCCGACUCCUGGAUCUCCGACGCCAUUUCCCGCGACACCAAAACCCUCACCAUGGCGCCCCAGAAGUCCCUCUCCGGAAACAACCCGGAGCCGCUCGAUUCUUCCUCCGCCGAUUUUUUCAUGCCUUUUCUCAACACCAUCGUUCAAACACCCGAAGCGGCCCCCACCCCCACCGUUUCGGGACUCUCCGGCUCGGACGAUUUGGAUUCGGCUGCCGCUCCCCUUAAACGCCAGCAGAGAAACGCGAUUCCGGUGGCGAAUGGUAGUGGUAAGGUUUCGAAACGCAAGUCUCCCGCGUCGAAACGGUCCCAGACGACUUUCAUCACGGCGGACCUGAGCAACUUCCGACAGAUGGUGCAACAGGUGACCGGCGUAAGAUUCGGUAACGGACAAGUCACUAUGCCGUCGGUUCUGAAGCCGGAGCCACAGAGACCCGGUAGCCGGUUGGCCGGUGUUGUCGGCCUCUGCAUGCCGACCCUUGAUACGUCUGCGUAUCUUUUGGAUCAGCCCAAUCAAGAGCCGCAGCUGGCGGGCCCCAUUUCAACUAGGAUAGCUACUGGGCCUGGGCCCAACACCACGUUGACCGGGUCCGGCCCAGUGUCAUUCGGGCCGACGGGUGGCGUCGACGUCGCUCCUGGCGGCGCCGUUGGGCAUGGGUAUAGAGGAAAAGGGUAAGACUUGAAUUUAGGUGAAUACGUCGUCAGCUACUCAACUAAUUCGGCUACACUCAAAUUUAUGAGUAAUUCUUAUUAUUUAUUGGAAAGUUAAUGCAUUUAUAGAUGUUGAGUGCUAAUUUAUGUUGCGAGGCCAUGUUGAUACACAAUCAUUAAUAUUUUACUUCUCUAUCGUA